Molecule: messenger RNA, 1785 nt
Organism: Exophiala bonariae
Lineage: Eukaryota; Fungi; Ascomycota; Eurotiomycetes; Chaetothyriales; Herpotrichiellaceae
Exons: 2
Coding region: 1-1785 (594 amino acids)
Biological process (GO): fatty acid metabolic process
Molecular function (GO): medium-chain fatty acid-CoA ligase activity
Source: RefSeq, a predicted model, not a curated record
AUGGCGUCUACACUACCCUCCUCUCCCAUCUUCGAGGCCAUUGCCAGACAUGAUCCUCGGUCUCCUGCAAUCAUACACAGUACUUCUGACCGCACAUUUUGCUACGGAAGUCUGCUACACGAUGUUGCCGCUGCCAAAGACAAUUUGACUGCUUUGGCACGGGGAAAGUCGUUGGUUGGCGAGAGGAUAGCUUUCCUGGCUGAAAAUGGUUAUGAUUAUGUAGUCACUUUUCUCUCGAUUUUAUCUCAUGACGCCAUAGCCCUUCCGUUAGCACCAACUCAUCCCAAUUCCGAACUACGCUACAUCCUUGAGAACAGCGGAGCUUUAUUCUUCCUAGCCACGGAGAAAUUCCGUGAAAAGGCUCAAGACGUGGUCAAGGAGGGUCUUGAUCAUGUCCCUAACCUGGAAAUACUCUCCAAGAUUGAGACCGGCGCAGUCUCCGCCGAGAAUGUGAAAUUUAGCUCGACUCGGGUCGAGAAAGGAGGCUUUAUGCUUUACACGUCCGGGACCACAAACAGGCCGAAGGGUGUGGUACUCUCGAUACCUACCAUUACGGCUCAAGCAAGAUCUUUGAUCCAAGCCUGGAGAUACACUCCGUCAGACCUACUCCUACAUGUCCUUCCCUUACAUCACAUUCACGGCACUAUCAACGCCCUGUUCACACCGCUUCUCGCAGGUUCAGCUGUCGAGUUUGCCUACCCGUUUAACGCAGACACAGUAUGGAAACGCUUGGCCAGUCCUUUUCUACAGAGCUCGUCUCCCUCGAAACGACCCAUUACCUUUUUGACAGUUGUACCUACUAUUUACAAUCGGCUUUUGACCUCACAUCCCAAUCUCGAUCAAGAUAUGCAAGUGGCGACUCGUACAGCUAUUACGCCUCAGUAUAUGCGCUUGAAUAUAUCUGGAUCUGCUGCGUUGCCAACUCCCACCAAAUCUGCUUGGACCGAACUAAGUGGCGGAAACGUCCUUCUAGAGCGCUACGGUAUGACUGAGGUGGGCAUGGCGUUAUCAUGUGGCCUAGCCUACGAGGAUCGUGUUGACGGUAGUGUCGGCUGGCCUCUACCCUCAGUCGAGGCUCGACUUGUCGACACGGAAACUGGUGAGGUUAUCCAACCGGGUCAAGAAAUUGAUCAAAAGGGGGAGCCACGUGCAGGAGAAAUUCAGUUACGUGGUCCUACCAUUUUCACCGAAUAUUUCCGUAAUCCGAAGGCUACAGCCGAAGAGUUUGUAGCUGCAGAUGACGGGCAAGGAAAAUGGUUCAAGACUGGAGAUGUGGCAAUCCGCCAAGUGGUCCCAGGUGCGGGAAAGAGUGGCCAGUCAUGGGCACAGGGACCGAUGUACUUUAUCCGUGGACGUCAGUCAGUCGAUAUUAUCAAAACCGGAGGCGAGAAAGUUUCGGCUUUAGAGAUCGAACGAGAACUUCUAUCCUUGCCUGAAGUUGCCGAAGCCGCAGUGGUGGGCAUCGCCAACGAGCAAUGGGGUCAAAAAGUCGCCGCCGUGAUCGUCCUGACGCCCAAGGGAUUGACGGCAGGUAAAGGCGGCAAGCCAUGGAGCGUAAUGGAUAUGAGGCGUGCGUUGAAAGACAAACUUGCCAAUUACAAAAUUCCCCAGGAGUUGAAGGUCGUGGAAACAAUCCCCAAAAACGCAAUGGGCAAAAUCAACAAAAAGACCCUGGUGAAGGAUGUUUUCGAGAAAGAGAAACCUGUUACAAACGGUGUAUCUAAUGGAGUCACCAACGGAGUUCAUCACACCCCGUCCACCAACGGACUCACGAAUGGUGCAUAA